AUUCCGUGCAAUCGCCACUUUGCAGCCGUUGUCACUGCAUUACUGGUCUUUAGUAAUAGCUGUUUAUUUGUUCUGAGUUUGUCCUCCUCGCAGCUCAUGUGAUCAGUAAAGGAAGCUGGGCUGUUAGUUGACAGACAGCGAGAAUGGCCAGUUAUGUGUCGCAGGAGCUGUGGGGAAUGUCGGGCAGCACCGCUUGUAUCUGCAGACUCAGUGGGAUGGUUCUGGUCUGGGGCAACUUCCUUAAGGAGUUAGACCCUGGUCUUGUGGCAUGUGUGGUUUGGGGCAUCUAAACAACCAGCAGACACGCAGCAUGAGGUAAAGGCUGGCUUCUAGGACGAGAUGAACAUGAACCGGGAGUUGGAGUAUAUGUUUGUUGAAUCUGCUCGGGUGUGGAUCCCCGAUGCAGAGGAGGAGUGGAAGUCUGCUGAACUUGUCAAGGACUACAAAAAUGGCGAGGCCUCUCUACAGCUCAUGUUGGAGGAUGGGAAGGUCAUCGAGCACAAACUGGACCCGAAGACGAAGAACCUGCCUUACCUGCGGAACCCAGACAUCCUGGUGGGAGAGAAUGACCUCACAGCCCUCAGCUACCUCCACGAGCCGGCCGUGCUCCACAACCUCAAAGUCCGCUUCAUCGACUCCAAACUUAUCUACACCUACUGUGGAAUUGUUCUUGUGGCCAUCAACCCCUAUGAGAAUCUGCCGAUUUAUGGAACAGACAUUAUCAACGCCUACAGCGGUCAGAACAUGGGAGACAUGGACCCACAUAUCUUUGCUGUGGCAGAAGAGGCAUACAAACAGAUGGCCAGAGACGAACGGAACCAGUCCAUCAUUGUGAGUGGGGAGUCUGGAGCAGGAAAGACGGUAUCGGCAAAAUAUGCCAUGAGAUACUUUGCUACAGUUAGUGGUUCUGCCAGUGAAGCAAACGUGGAGGAGAAGGUUUUGGCUUCUAACCCCAUCAUGGAGGCUAUUGGCAAUGCAAAGACAACAAGAAACGACAACAGCAGCCGCUUUGGGAAAUACAUCGAGAUCGGUUUUGACAAUCGUUAUCGCAUCAUUGGUGCCAACAUGAGAACAUAUCUUCUAGAGAAAUCACGAGUUGUGUUUCAGGCAGACGAGGAGAGGAAUUAUCACGUCUUUUAUCAGCUCUGUGCUUCAGCACAUUUACCAGAGUUCAAGAAUCUCAGACUCAGUAGUGCAAAUGACUUCCUGUACACCCGUCAGGGCCGCAGCCCUGUGAUUGAAGGUGUGGAUGACAGCAAGGAACUCUGUACCACUCGCCAUGCCUUCACACUGCUCGGCAUUAACGAGUCGUAUCAGAUGGGCUUGUUCCAAGUUUUGGCUGCUAUUCUCCAUCUAGGGAAUGUGGAGAUUAAAGACAGAGAUGCAGACAGCAGUCUCAUUGCUCCCAACAAUCGCCACCUGACGGCUUUUUGUGAGCUGGUUGGAGUCACCUACCAGGACAUGUCCCAGUGGCUGUGCCACAGGAAGCUGAAAACAGCCAAUGAGACUUAUGUCAAGCCUCUUCCUCGCCUUCAAGCCACCAACGCACGCGAUGCCCUGUCCAAACACAUCUAUGCCAAGCUCUUCAGCUGGAUUGUAGAGCAUGUCAAUAAGGCUUUGGUCACUAAUGUUAAACAGCACUCUUUCAUUGGAGUCCUCGACAUCUAUGGGUUUGAAACAUUUGAAAUCAACAGCUUUGAGCAGUUCUGUAUCAACUACGCUAAUGAAAAACUCCAGCAGCAGUUCAACAUGCAUGUGUUCAAGCUGGAACAGGAGGAAUACAUGAGGGAGCAAAUCCCCUGGACUCUAAUCGACUUCUACGACAAUCAGCCCUGCAUCAACCUCAUAGAAGCCAAGAUGGGCAUCCUGGACCUGCUGGACGAGGAGUGCAAGAUGCCUAAGGGUUCUGAUGAUUCAUGGGCGCAGAAACUGUACAACACCCACCUGAAAACAUGUUCUCUCUUCGAGAAGCCACGCAUGUCCAACCGCGCCUUCAUCAUCCAACAUUUUGCUGAUAAGGUGGAGUACCAGUGUGAGGGCUUCCUGGAGAAAAACAAGGACACUGUCAAUGCAGAACAGAUCAACGUCCUGAAAGCCAGCAAGAAGUUUGACCUGCUGAUGGAGCUGUUCAGAGACGAGGAGAAGGCAACUAGCCCUACUGGUCAGACCCCUGGCACCGGAGGCCGCACCCGCCUCAGCAUCAAACCAGACAAGGGUCGGGACUCCAGCAGCAAGGAGCACAAGAAGACUGUGGGUUGUCAGUUUCGUAAUUCUCUGCAAAUGCUGAUGGAGACUCUGAAUGCAACCACUCCGCAUUACGUUCGCUGCAUCAAACCCAAUGACUUCAAGCUGGCCUUCUCGUUUGACCCCAAGCGUGCGGUGCAGCAGCUCAGAGCAUGCGGUGUCCUGGAAACUAUUCGCAUCUCAGCUGCAGGAUUCCCUUCCAGAUGGACGUACCAGGAGUUCUUCAGCCGCUACAGAGUGCUGAUGAAGCAAAAGGACGUUCUCGCAGACAAGAAGUUGACCUGCAGGAAUGUUCUAGAGAAGCUAGUGGAGGACCAGGACAAGUACCAGUUUGGAAAGACCAAAAUCUUCUUCAGGGCUGGCCAGGUGGCUUACCUGGAGAAGCUGAGGGCAGACAAGUUGCGUGCUGCAUGUAUCCGCAUCCAGAAAACCAUCCGCUGCUGGUUGGCGCGCAAGAAGUAUCUGCGCAUGCGCAAUGCUGCAAUUACCAUUCAGAGGUUUACGAGAGGAUACCAGGCCCGCUGUUUGGCGAAGUUCAUGCGUCGCACUCAGGCAGCUACCAUCAUCCAGAAGUACCAGAGGAUGUGUAUGGAGAGGAAACGCUACAGGCAGAAGCAGGCUGCUGCCCUGGCCAUGCAGACGAUACUAAGGGCUUACAUGGCCCGGCAGAAGUACCAGGCGCUUUUGCGAGAACACAAGGCAGUAAUAAUCCAAAAGUUCAUUCGGGGCUGGUUGGCCCGGUGCUGGUACAAGCGCUGUCUGGAGGCCAUCGUUUACCUGCAGUGCUGCAUUCGUAGAAUGAGAGCCAAGAGGGAGCUGAAGAAGCUGAAGAUCGAGGCUCGUUCAGUUGAACACUUCAAGAAGCUCAACAAAGGCAUGGAGAACAAGAUCAUGCAACUGCAGAGGAAGAUAGACGAGCAGCAUAAAGACAAUCGGUUGGUCAGUGAGAAGCUGGUGAGCUUGGAGAACUCCUACUCAGCUGAAAGCGAGCGGAUGCGCAGUGAGCUGAACCGGCUGCGAGGCGCAGAGGAAGAUGCCAAGAACAAAACCAACCAGGUGUUAUCCCUGCGGGAGGAGCUGGAGAGGCUGAAGAAGGAGCUGAGCGCCACGCAGCAGGAGAAGAAGACCAUCGAGGAGUGGGCACAAACCUACAGGCAGGAAAUGGAGAAGAUGGUUUCCGAACUGAAGGAUCAGAACGGAACGCUGAAGAAGGAGAAGGACGACUUGAACAGGUUGAUUCAGGAACAGAGUCAGCAGAUGACAGAGAAAAUGGCUCGUGCGAUUGUCCUGGAGACUCAGCAGCUGGAAACGGAUCUGAACGAGGAACGCUCUCGUUACCAGAACCUGCUCACAGAACACCGUCGCCUCGAGGAGAAGUACGACGACCUGAAGGAGGAGAUGGCGCUCUCUUCGAACGUGUCCAAGCCUGGUCACAGGAGAACCGAUUCCACCCACAGCAGCAACGAGUCCGAGUACACAUACAACUCAGAAUACACCGAUUUAGAAGACGGUUCCCGUGCCCGCGAAGAUGUCACUCGAGGAAUGGACACCUCCUUGACCCUCAAGCUUCAGAAACGCGUUACAGAGCUGGAGCAAGAAAAGCAAUCGCUGCGCAACGAGCUAGAAAACAAAGAAGACCAGUUCCAGCGAGCUAGAGCCAGGGAUGAUGCAGAGUUUAAAAAGGCCCGUGGAGCUGAACUGGAGUACGAGUCUCUCAAGCGUCAGGAGCUGGAGUCUGAAAACAAGAAGCUGAAGCAUGACUUGGCAGCGAUGAGGAAGAGCCUGCUGGGCGAUGCAGUCACGGGUGCUGGGGCGCCGGGUUCUCCAGCUUACAAGGUGCUUCUGGACCAGCUCAACGCCUCCUGUGAAGAACUGGAGGUCCGCAAAGAGGAGGUGCUGAUUCUGCGAUCCCAGCUAGUCAGCCAGAAGGAAGCCAUGCACCACAAGGAUGAGAAGGAGACCAUGACGGAGCCGUCUGUGUUUGCCGAAGACGUGUCCAAACUGAAAGACGCGGGCGAAAUAAAGCAGGCUUACAUCAGCCUCAAAGACACCAACAGGUCUCCCGGAUUCACGUCUCAGCCUCUGGAUGUUGGUGACCUCCUGAGUAGGCUGAGAUCUGCUGCUCCAGACUUGCAUAAGCUGAAUGAGGACGGGGAGCUGUGGCUGGUUAAUCAGGGCUUAAAGGAGACCAUCAGGUUGCUGGAGCAUCAGCUGCAGAGUCAGCGGAGAACGUAUGACAACGAGGUGGAGUCGCUGCGCGGCGAACUGCAGAACGUCAAGGAGGAGAACAACCGGCAGCAGCAGCUGCUGGCUCAGAACCUCCAGCUGCCUCCAGAGGCCCGGAUCGAAGCCAGUUUGCAGCAUGAGAUCACCCGGCUCACCAACGAGAACCUGGAGCUCAUGGCAGACGACCCCACAGCAUCCCAAGAGGCUCGAGUCAACAUUUUACGGCGGAUGGUUGACCUCAUGGAGCAGCUGGAGAAGCAGGACAGAACCAUCCGCAAGCUCAAGAAACAGCUGAAGGUUUACUCCAAGAGGAUUGGAGAAAUGGGAGCGGUACAGACUGAAGGGCAAACCUCUCCAGGGCAGAUGGUGGACGAGCCCAUCCACCCUGUCAACAUCGCCCGCAGGGAGAAAGACUUCCAAGGAAUGCUUGAAUACAAGAAAGAGGAUGAGAUGAAACUGGUCAAGAAUCUAAUCCUGGAGCUGAAGCCUCGUGGCGUAGCCGUAAACCUGAUCCCGGGCCUGCCAGCCUACAUUCUGUUCAUGUGUCUGCGACACGCAGACUAUCUGAACGAUGACCAGAAGGUCCGCACGCUGCUUACCUCAACAAUCAACAGCAUUAAGAAGAUCUUGAAGAAACGAGGAGAGGACUUUGAGACGGUGUCUUUCUGGCUGUCCAACACCUGCCGCUUCCUGCACUGUCUGAAACAAUACAGCGGAGAUGAGACUUUCGCGAAGCUCAACACACCUCGGCAGAAUGAACACUGUCUGACCAACUUUGACCUGGCAGAGUACAGACAAGUGAUCAGUGACCUGGCCAUCCAGAUCUACCAGCAGCUCAUCAAGUGCAUAGAAGGCACCCUUCACGCCAUGAUCGUUUAUGGCAUGUUGGAGCAUGAAACCAUCCAGGGGGUGUCUGGCGUGAAGCCCACAGGUCUCCGCAAGCGCACGGCCAGCAUCGCCGAGGAGGACACAUACACCCUGGAGUCCAUGCUGAGGCAGCUGAGCGCCUUCCACUCCACCAUGUGCCAGCACGGCACCGACCCCGAGCUCAUCAAGCAGGUGGUGAAGCAGGAGUUCUACAUCAUCGGAGCCGUCACCCUCAACAACCUGCUGCUGCGCAAAGACAUGUGCUCCUGGAGCAAAGGCAUGCAGAUCAGGUACAAUGUGAGCCAGCUGGAGGAGUGGCUCAGAGACAAAGGUCUGAUGAACUGCGGAGCCAAGGAGACGCUGGAGCCUCUGAUUCAGGCCGCUCAGCUGCUGCAGGUGAAGAAAAAGACGGACGAGGACGCCGAGGCCAUCUGCUCCAUGUGCCACGCCCUCACCACCUCUCAGAUCGUCAGGAUUCUCAACCUCUACACUCCAGUAAACGAGUUUGAGGAGCGAGUGUCCAUUGCGUUCAUUCGCACCAUACAGACUCGCCUGCGAGACCGCUCUGAGAGCCCCCAGCUCCUCAUGGAUACUAAAAUGAUCUAUCCGGUCACCUUCCCCUUCAACCCCUCCUCCCUCGCCCUGGAGACCAUCCAGAUCCCCUCCUCCCUCAACCUGGGCUUCCUUACCCGAGUCUAAGCCAAACCAGCACCCCGGUCCGAUUCCUGCAGCAGCCACAGCUCCCACUGCAUGUCCCAUGACGGGUGGUAAACGUUCCCCCUGCAAAAAAAAAAACAAACAAACAAAAGUUCUGUGGGUUCACAGGACCGUAAAUCAAUAAAUACAAUGUACAGAUUUUACUAUUGAAAAUCCUUAACACAGUUCUGAGGAUAAACAAGGAAAUGGGUUUGUCCAGACGUGCUCACACGAAGUGUAGUUCUUGAACACGGGUUAGACUUUACAUCUGUACAGUCACAACACACAUGCACAAACACACAGCUGCUGGUUCAAAUCCACCCGCUUCUAUCAUCGCUUGUAUUAAAGCCUUCAACACAGAGAAGCCAUCGGACCAGAUCCCUGGUCCACGUUCUGCUCUUCACUGUCAUUUGGGUCUGCCCUAGUGCUCAUGAGCGUGGUCUUCACAUCUCGUCUGUGUUUUCAGUCUCGUUUAAAGUAUUAGUCGAUGUCGUGAGGUUCUCCACCGAGGAUCCACCCACUGAGACCCGAAGGAGCCGCCUGCAGUCAGGCUGGAUUUCUGAGAGAUGACGUCAACUCAUCAUCUGUACUAUAUAUUUAUACGUAAAGAAGUCUAUAGAAAUAUGAAUAAUAUAUUCCAUGAAUUUUAUUUAUUGCUCUUGCUUCUGUUUUGCCUUUGUCCUUUGAAGAUCCCUGCAGAGUGGAGGUUGAGGUUGUGGUGUUGAGCUUCAGUCCCAGCUCAUUUCUACGGUCAUUAGGAUCAAAGGACGGGAUGGCCGGCUAAGCCGCCGCGUCCUGCACCCAGUCGUUUGUGUGAAUUGGAGUGUAGCGCAGGUUUUCAGCGAGGAGAUGUUUGGGAGCUGGAACCUGCUACCAUGUUUACAGCUGUGACCAGAGCCGAGAGGAAACACACAAAACGCACACCUGUAUGCACAACAUUACCCCUGCUUUUUGUCUCUUCUGGUCAGAGCCUUGAAAACUGUUUGCCAUUAUCAUUUUGUAAACAUAUAUUUUUUUGUUUUUUACUUUAGAAUAUUACCGAGCAGAUUGAAUAGAUGUUUUUAAAGUUUAGCGGAAAUGGCCUCUUAUAUUUUCAGCUUUACAACAUGUUCUUCUCUUCACAGACUGGAUGUUUUCAUUCAAACAUCCAACAACGUCUGCAGUGGUUUAUCAGCAUCAAAUGUGCUGCAUGCCGUGACUCCAGUUCAGCAUUUUUAUUCCAAACUUCCUGUUGUGCCGUCAGUAUUCGGUUAAGGGCCUCUUGCCCUCAGAUGAACAUAUGUUAUUGUCAUUUGAAGAAGUAAAGUUGAAGCAAACAUUUAAGGAAACAAAAAGAAGCUAAAGACAUAUCAGAGAGAAAACAUUUCUUCAAGUUUUCCUCUCUUUACACUCGUCUUCUCUCCAUUUCUCAGCGUUUUUUGUCGUCUGAAUUUCUGUUUAGAGAACAAAUCUGCCUGUUGUACCCAAACGGACAAUAAGUGAAGAAAACAUGAAUGUUCUGAAGAAUUAUAUAUAUUUUUUUGUAGUCAAAGCCUUAUCUGAUUUACUUGCUCUCUGAAUGAAUUCCACGCAUCAGCAUUGUGGCGUUGUUGUGUUCUGUCAUGGCGGUAUUUUCCUUUUUUUUUUUUUUUUCACUGUAGAAUUAUUCUGAAAAGAUUCAAUGUUUCCCUUUUUGUUUUUGGCGGUGCAUCCUCACGACCUGCAGCUGGUGUUAUGUAUGCUGCCCCCCCCCCCCCCCCCUCUCCCACAGACUGAAUGCACAUUUCUGACACUGCAGAGGAGAAGUGAUCAAUAAUAGAUGUGUUUGAGACCUAAAAAGAACAAGUUCACAGCUGAGGAUGUUUGCUUUCUUCUGCUUUCCUGCUGUUUUUACACCGAUUCUUCUAGCAUGUCUUCAGCCGGACAGCACGCCUCUGCCUCCCCAGCUUUAGCAUCAUCACUUAGAUCCGAUCGAUGGUCAAAGAAGCCGCUCAGACUCUGUUAGGAGGAAACAGGGAGGUUGCUGCCCUAGUUUUCGAGGCAAAUGCUGUUUAAGUUGUGACCUCCACUUCCUCCAGCCACAUAUUCAAGAAAGAGUUGUAGGAUAUGACGUAGACGCUAGGAGCACUCUUAAUUAUUGUUCCGUUUUGAAAAAGCUGAAAAUCUCCCCCCAGCUGCUGUGCCACUGGUGUGGACACUCUGAAAGCGGUAUUGGAUGUUUUCCUGUCUGAACCCCAUGUCUACAUUAAAAAAAAAAACUGGACCGUUUGUAGUUCCUGGUAGCUGUGCUUUGUGAACUUGAAAUUAAUUGUCAAAUCUGUAAAAGUCAAAAUAAAAGAAUCCAGCACUGUCACACUGUC
Oryzias latipes (Japanese medaka) is the source of this 8372-nucleotide messenger RNA. The record is from RefSeq and is a predicted model, not a curated record. NCBI's taxonomy places the organism in Eukaryota, Metazoa, Chordata, Actinopteri, Beloniformes, Adrianichthyidae.